AUACAGAGACUCGGGAAUGGCCCUUCCAGUUCAUCUAGAAGAAUUACACUACUACGGUUUGCAACAAAACAACAUAUAUAGCUUAACAAAAAUUGAACACCCGGAUGGCAAAAAUAAACUGCUUGUGUCUUCUCUAUCGAAAAAAAUCAGCUGCUUAAGUUUUAAGCACGAUCCAAAAUUAGAAGCAAAAACUGACGAUAUUCAAUUUCAUUAUGUUCCACAUGAUGCUGAAAUAGUUUCUAUUGAUGCAUACUCAAGACGCCAUUGUGGAUUAGUAGUAGGCAUUACCUUUAUAAAACGUGACACAAAUUCAUGCUUCUUGAAUGUCUACUCUGAAGGUGAAAAUUCAGAAGAAUGGGAUUUAACUCGAAUAGCUCAGUCCUGCCAGCAUUUUGAAUUAAAAUUUAUUCCUUAUAGACUUUAUCAUGGUAAAUUAGAGGGAAAAGAUGAAACAGUAUUUCUUCUCAGUGGAAACGAUAAAAAUAUGCAUAUGUUUAGAGAAAAUUCAGAGAACUUUUUUCAACAAACACCUCCUGCUCAAGUAACGGAGUUUUUCCCUGAAUUUCAAAAUUUGCACUCUGUACCGCUUUGGUGGGAUUCAGAGGUUCAAAAUAAUCGAAGGUUAACCGUAAUUGGUUUUCAGGAUGCUACUAUAUCUCUUUUAAUUGUUAAUAUUACAACAAAAGAAGUACAAAAAUUCGAAAGAAGCCAUGAAUCACCAAUAACUUGCGUUAGAAUAUUUCAAACUUCAAAACUAGUAAAGUGCCCUCAAUUCGUGAAAGAAGUUCUUGGUGAGGAUGAAUAUGAUGAAGUAAAUCCAUUUUGUUCACAAGAACAAAACGAUGAUUUACAUAUUGUGGCAUCUAGUGCACUACAAGGUGUAGUAGUCUACAGGAAUAUACUGUCAAAACAUCUAGACAAUGCACUAACACUUCCCGAAAGUGACAAAUAUGAUUGUAUUCUUUCUCUAUUGGCAACAGAUAUAGACUUUGAUGGUGAAAAUGAAAUCAUUAUUGGUACAUAUGGCCAUCAAGUGAUAAUUUAUAAAUAUGUGGAUAAUGAAAAGUAUCAGGUUAUUUGGCAGCGAUCAUUUGCCGAUCCUGUACUUGGAGUGCAAGCUUUAGACUUAACCUUCGACGGUAUGUCGGAACUGGUGGUAUUAACCUUAAAAGGAGUUUCAGUAAUGCAGCAUGAACUGUCAUCCGUAACAAAAUUGGUUGUGAACAGACUAAAAGCUCUUUUUCAAUACAACGAAGAUAAAGAUGCCUUCGAAGAACUUCAAGAAGAAAAUCUUGAAAGAUGA
Dimorphilus gyrociliatus is the source of this 1303-nucleotide messenger RNA. The record is from the annotation of a GenBank genome assembly. NCBI's taxonomy places the organism in Eukaryota, Metazoa, Annelida, Polychaeta, Dinophilidae.